Sarcophilus harrisii (Tasmanian devil) is the source of this 4698-nucleotide messenger RNA. RefSeq names its product dual oxidase 2 (gene DUOX2). Gene Ontology annotation, cellular component: plasma membrane; NADPH oxidase complex. The record is from RefSeq and is a predicted model, not a curated record. NCBI's taxonomy places the organism in Eukaryota, Metazoa, Chordata, Mammalia, Dasyuromorphia, Dasyuridae. Gene Ontology annotation, molecular function: heme binding; calcium ion binding; superoxide-generating NAD(P)H oxidase activity. The transcript has 32 exons. Gene Ontology annotation, biological process: defense response; superoxide anion generation; response to oxidative stress. Bases 1 to 4599 code for a protein of 1532 amino acids.
AUGAAGAGGGACAGGACAGGAAAUUUUCUGCUUUCAGGGGCCCAGGAGUCUUCUGCCAUAUUCUGGGAAGUACAGCGCUAUGAUGGCUGGUUCAACAAUCUGAGACACCAUGAAUUGGGCUCAGCAGGCUCCAGGCUCCAGCGUUUGGUCCCUGCUACAUACUCAGAUGGCGUUUACCAACCCUUGGGAGAACCACACCGACCCAACCCCCGAAGCAUCAGUAAUAUUGCCAUGCAGGGUCCCUCUGGGAGUUCCUCUUUACAAAACCGCACUGUGCUUGGGGUCUUUUUUGGCUACCAUGUCCUCUCUGAGGUGGUGAGUGUGGAACGGCCAGGCUGUCCUGCUGAGUUUAUGAACAUUCAAAUCCCUAAAGGAGACAAAGUGUUUGAUCCAGAUAACACAGGAAAUAUAGAGCUGCCUUUCCAGAGGAGUGAGUGGGACCUACACACAGGGCAGAGUCCUAACAAUCCCCGAGACCAGAUCAAUCAAGUCACUAGCUGGAUAGAUGGCAGUGCCAUCUAUGGCUCCUCUCACUCCUGGAGUGAUACACUAAGGAGCUUCUCUGGUGGGAAGUUGGAAUCAGGAUCAGAUCCUGAUUUCCCCAAGGAUACUCAAGGACCCUUCCUCAUGUGGCUAGCACCAGACCCUUCCACUGGGCAGCAGGGGCCCCAAGGGCUGUAUGCCUUCGGAGCCGAAAGGGGAAACCAAAAUCCAUUUCUGCAGGCACUGGGCCUCCUCUGGUUCCGAUACCAUAAUCUGUGGGCUCAGAGGCUGGCCGAGAAGCACCCAGCCUGGAAAGAUGAAGAGCUGUUCCAGCAUGCCCGAAAGAGAGUCAUUGCCACCUACCAGAACAUUGUCCUCUAUGAAUGGCUUCCCAGCUUCCUGGAGAGAACGCCACGGCCAUAUGAAGGGUACAAGUCAUUUUUGGAUCCCAGCAUCUCACCUGAGUUCCUAGCAGCCUCCAAACAAUUCUUCUCCACUAUGGUGCCCCCUGGUGUCUAUAUGAGAAAUGCCAGCUGUCAUUUUCAAAACAUCACUAACAAGGGACAAGGUACCUCCUCAGCAAUUAGAGUCUGCAACAGCUACUGGAAUCGAGAGAACCCAAAUCUUCGCAGUGCAAAGGCAGUGAACGAAUUGCUCCUGGGAAUGGCCUCCCAGAUCGCAGAGCGAGAAGACAGGAUUGUGGUGCAGGAUCUGAGAGAUUACUGGCCUGGCUCUGGCAAGUUCUCACGAACAGACUAUGUAGCCAGCAGCAUUCAGAGGGGCCGGGACCUGGGACUGCCCAGCUACAACCAGGCUCUUGAAGCUAUGGGUUUGCAGCCACUAGAGAACUGGAAUACCCUCAACUCCAACCUGGAGCCCCAUGUCCUGGAGGCGAUAGCCACCUUGUACAACCAUAGCCUAUCUCAUCUGGAGCUGCUCCCAGGGGGCCUCUUGGAGAGUUAUGGGAAACCUGCAUCUCUGUUUUGCAACAUUGUCUUUGACCAGUUUAUUCGAUUACGAGAUGGGGACCGUUACUGGUUUGAGAACACAAGAAAUGGGUUGUUCACAGUUGAGGAGAUCCUUGAGAUUCGAAAUACAACCCUCCAUGAUGUCUUGGUAGAUGUUACUAAUGUCAGUUCUGAUAACGUGCAGCUCAAUGUCUUUUUCUGGCAUGAAGGAAACCCCUGCCCACAACCCCAGCAACUUAAAGAAGGUAUCUUGCCCCCUUGCUUGAACAUGACAGUGAUUGACUACUUCAAAGACAGUGGUCCUGGCUUUGGGGUUACUAUUAUAGCCCUCUUCCUUCUCCCUUUAGUGAGUCUGUUCAUUGCUUGGGUGGUAGCAUGCUUCCGAGGUAGAGAGUUCAAGAAGCUACAGAAGAAAGAAAAACAGAGUAUAAAGAAGGAAAUGCCCAUGGAGGGAGUAGCAGCAAUGGAAUGGCCAGGUCCAGGCAAGAGGAGUUGUCCCAUCUACCUACAGCUGUUACCAGAGAGAUCCCUUCGAGUGCUAGAUGAACAACUAUCUAUUAUCCGGACCAUCCAGCUCCAGCCUUUACAGCAGAUGAACCUGAUCCAGUCAAAUAAUUAUGGCCGCCGGGCACUGCUACUCAAGAUCCCCAAGGAAUAUGACAUAGUAUUGAUGUUCAACUCCGAGGAGGAGCGGGGUAUCUUUAUCCAGCACCUUCAGGGUUACUGUGCCCAUUGGGACCUGGACUUUGGGCUGUCAGAGAUCGGAGAAAAAGACCUGCUCAAAAAAGCUGUGACCAAGCAGCAGAGGGGGCAUAUCCUAGAGACCUUUUUUAGGCACCUUUUUGCACAGGUGCUGGACAUUGACCAGGCAGAAACAAGGAGCUGGCCUCCAGAUUCAGACUUACCUCAGAAGGUUCGAGAAGCCCUGGCCUGUGAGCUAAGCAGGGCAGAAUUUGCAGAGUCCCUUGGCCUUAAGCCUCAGGCCAUGUUUGUAGAGGCCAUGUUCUCCCUAGCUGACAAAGACAACAAUGGAUACUUAUCCUUCCGAGAAUUCCUAGAUAUCCUGGUCAUCUUCAUGAAAGGCUCCCCAGAAGAUAAAUCCAAGCUCAUGUUCACCAUGUAUGAUCUAGAUAAGAAUGGUUUUCUCUCCAAGGAGGAGUUCUCCACUAUGAUGCGGUCCUUCAUCGAGAUCUCCAACAACUGCCUGUCCAAGGCUCAACUGGCCGAGGUGGUGGAGUCCAUGUUCCGAGAGUCUGGCUUCCAAGACAAGGAGGAGCUGACCUGGGAGGAUUUCCACUUCAUGCUGAGAGACCACGACAGCGAGCUCCGGCUCACCCAGCUUUGUGUCAAAGGUGUUCCAGAUAUCUUUAAGCAGAAUAUCAAUCAUCGAGUCUCCUUCAUUGACAAAAACCGGACAGGAGGCAUGAAUUCCAAUGGUGUUGAGAUUCUAUCCUCAGAGACCCCAGAGCCUGGCAGCACUGGGAUGAGGAAGAGGUUUGGCAAGAAGAUACACACUGUUGCUCCACGACUAUACACAGAGGCCCAGAGGGAAAAACUUCAUGGAGGCCAAUUCUUUCAGAAGCUCCAGCAGUUUAAGCGUUUUGUGGAGAACUAUCGGCGACAUAUUGGCUGUGUGGCUAUCUUCUCUGCCAUCUGUCUUGGGCUGUUCGCAGAGCGGGCUUAUUAUUACGCCUUUGAUUUACCAAGCUCGGGCAUCUCUCAGACUACACUUGUGGGUCUCAUUCUGUCCCGAGGGACGGCAUCCAGCAUCUCCUUCAUGUUCUCCUACAUCCUGCUCACCAUGUGCCGCAACCUCAUCACCUUCCUACGGGAGACCUUCCUGAACCGCUACGUGCCCUUUGAUGCUGCAGUGGAUUUCCACCGUUGGAUUGCUAUGGCAGCUGUCAUUCUAGCUAUUCUGCACAGUGCUGGCCAUGUGGUAAAUGUCUACAUCUUCUCAGUCAGUCCACUCAGCGUGCUCUCCUGCAUCUUCCCAAAUGUCUUUGUGAAUGAUGGGUCCCAGCUGCCCCAGAAGUUCUAUUGGUGGUUCUUUGAAACUGUUCCAGGCAUGACAGGAGUGCUCCUACUCGUGGUUCUGGCCAUCAUGUAUGUCUUUGCCUCCCAUCACUUCCGCCGACGCAGUUUCCGGGGCUUCUGGCUGACCCACCAUCUCUACAUUCUAUUUUACAUCCUGAUCAUCAUCCAUGGUAGUUUUGCACUGAUCCAGUUGCCCCGUUUCCACAUUUACUUCCUGAUUCCAGCUAUUAUCUAUGGUGGGGAUAAGCUGGUGAGCUUGAGCCGGAAGAAAGUAGAGAUCAGUGUGGUGAAGGCUGAGCUGCUGCCUUCAGGUGUUACCCACCUGCAGUUCCAAAGGCCCCAGGGCUUUGAGUACAAGUCAGGGCAAUGGGUACGUAUUGCCUGCUUGUCCCUGGAUACCACAGAAUACCAUCCCUUCACACUCACCUCUGCACCCCAUGAGGAUACGCUCAGUCUGCACAUCAGAGCUGUGGGGCCCUGGACCAUACGACUUAGAGAAAUCUACUCACUUCCACCAGGAAACAGCUGUCCAUUAUAUCCUAAGCUGUACCUGGAUGGCCCAUUUGGGGAAGGCCACCAAGAGUGGCACAAGUUUGAGGUAUCUGUGCUGGUGGGUGGGGGCAUUGGGGUCACCCCAUUUGCCUCCAUUCUCAAAGACCUGGCCUUCAAGUCAUCAGUCAAUAGCCAACUGCUCUGCAAGAAGAUCUACUUCAUCUGGGUGACAAGGACACAAAGACAGUUUGAGUGGCUGGCAGACAUCAUCCGGGAGGUGGAGGAGAAUGACCUUCAGGAACUGGUUUCUGUGCACAUCUACAUCACCCAAUUGGCUGAGAAGUUUGACCUUCGGACCACCAUGUUGUACAUCUGUGAGCGGCACUUCCAGAAGGUGCUGAACCGGAGCCUCUUCACCGGCCUGCGCUCCAUCACCCACUUUGGUCGCCCUCCUUUUGGCCCAUUCUUCAACUCACUGCAGGAAGUCCAUCCAGAGGUGCGGAAGAUUGGGGUGUUUAGCUGUGGUCCUCCUGGCAUGACCAAGAAUGUGGAAAAAGCCUGUCAACUUAUCAACCAACAGGACCAGGCUCACUUUAUACAUCAUUAUGAGAACUUCUGAGCAGCUCCAUUUGGGUCCUGGAGAUUGUACAAAACUUCAUAAAGGUUCAGAACCUGGCCCCAACCCCACCAUGCUGCAUUUCUCUCUCUCCCUCUCCCC